GUUGCUCUGCAUUUCGGAGGACGGCAAGGCAGCCACGUAUAUAUUAUACCCACAAAAUAUAGUUGAAGUGUUUUUGUCGGGAUCGAGGAACGGCACCGACGUGGCCAGAAGCAAUACCGAAAAUAAUAAUAGUAUACGAAAGAAGUACGACAAUCACGCAUACGCGCACAACGCACCACAUCGUGGACCUCUCCUUUCUUUUUUUCCCAGUCCCUUGCCGUCCCAACUAGACACGCUUCCUCACGCCUUCCCAACUUUAUAUAAAGGUCCGCCAUGUCCAAAUCAGCGUCGUCCAAGAAGUCCAACAUCGUGGCCUUUUACGAGGUGCACGACGCGCAGUACGGCCUCCUCAGCCCCCUCUCCCCCACCCCACUCGUCGUCCGGCACGUGCAGUACCCCUCCCUCCACCACUACUUCUUGUGCGAGCGCUUCAAGGACACGCCGGCCGAGCAGUGGAUAUUGGAGGCGACGACGGUGUGGUCGCUUGACCGACUCGUCAAGACCGCUGAGGCGGAAGGCUAUCAGCGGAGUAACUGGAAUAAAGUGAAGGUAGACGUGAUGCUGCUCGGCACGUAUCUGAAGUUCAAGCAAAACGAAGCCGCCCGCGCGGUGCUGCUGAAUACGCAGGCAGCGUUGCUGCUGUACCACACGACGACGGAUGACUUUUGGGGAGACGGCGGCGAUGGGAAGGGAAAGAACGUGCUGGGCACGGUGACGAUGGCGGCGCGGUCGCGCUUACUGGCGGACCAGGAGCGUCAGCAGCAGCUGCUGCAGCAGCAACAGCAGUCGUCACUUCCGCAGCCGCAGCAACCGCCGUCGAGUAAGCGCGGGGAGGCGAGUACGCGAGCGGUGAAGGUUGGCGCCGGAGCUGCUCGUGCCUAA
This is a messenger RNA of Leptomonas pyrrhocoris, 882 nucleotides long. RefSeq lists its product as hypothetical. The transcript has a single exon. The record is from RefSeq and is a predicted model, not a curated record. NCBI's taxonomy places the organism in Eukaryota, Euglenozoa, Kinetoplastea, Trypanosomatida, Trypanosomatidae. Bases 274 to 882 code for a protein of 202 amino acids.